Molecule: messenger RNA, 2430 nt
Organism: Diachasmimorpha longicaudata
Lineage: Eukaryota; Metazoa; Arthropoda; Insecta; Hymenoptera; Braconidae
Exons: 3
Coding region: 1-2430 (809 amino acids)
Source: RefSeq, a predicted model, not a curated record
AUGGACAAGAUGCACUACUUGAGGACGAGCCUCAAGGAUGAGCCAGCUCGCAUCAUCUCCAACAUCGCCAUCUCGGAUGAUUCGGACCAGGUCCUGGUCUCUGUGGUGUCCCAACGGCUCAGCUCAAAGCUCCGAGAAGCAUGGGAAGUGAAAGUCGGGUCGUCCACCGACUUCCCCAGCUUUUCGGCCUUCAAGGAGGUCCUCACCGGGAGGGCUCGUGCCAUGGAGAGCAUGGAGAUCAAUAUGACCGCUCGCUCCACGGCUCAGGCUACGAAGCCUUCCACCGCCAGCUUCCGAAGGCCUCCCUUGUCGGUCAAGGUGCAUCACGGGGCCGCUCCACCGCCACAACAGUCAAGGCCACCUCCCAGGACCACUUCAUCAGGGAAAAUGACCUACCCCUGCUCGAUGUGCCAGGCAGACCACUAUCUAUCUACCUGCACAUCAUUUCGUCAGCUCACGGGGCCAGCUCGUCGGGAGUCAAGGACUGCAGAUCGCAGACGAGAUGCCAGCUCUGUGGAGCACACGCCGCUGCACUCCACCUCGACCACAGCUCCACCCAAGCCCAGUCACGGGCCACCUUCUAGGACCGCUCAAGGUACUGCCCAAGACCAGGCCGCUCUACCAUCAGCUCGGCCAUCUGGCGUACCAAUGGUCACGUACACCUACGGGGAUGGAGUGACUACCAUUGCCGUUUCCUGCUCUGCUCGUCUGCUCGAUUCCGGAAUUUCUGGCUGCCGUCCUGGGGUACUUCUGGCCACGAGUUUAGCUAAUCUCGUGUGUCCAGAUGGGACCGCUCACCACAUUCGUCUGCUCAUCGACCCAGGAUCAGAGAUAUCUCUCAUUGGAGACCACAUUGUGCGUCGGUUGGGACUUGCCAGGUCCAAGACUUCACUGCUCAUCUCCGGAAUCGGAAAUUCGGCAUCUGGGCCGGCACUAGGCAAGGUACCGCUCAUCAUACAGUCCACUCACUCUUCAUUUCAGCUGAGAGUCACGGCCUAUGCUCUCAGCCAGCUCACCACGUCGUUACCGACGUUUACAUCCGCACAGCUCAAAUGGGAUCAUCUUGAAGGGUUGCAACUCGCUGAUCCCAACUUCCUCGCGCCAGCACCGAUUGACGUCCUACUUGGUGCUGACGUCUAUGGUCAGCUCAUCCUGCCAAAAAGCAUCACCUAUGACCCAGAUUCACCAUCGGCUCAGCUCACUCGACUCGGAUGGGUCAUCUUAGGGCCCACUGAAGGUGUUGCGUUAGCUCGCACGGCCACAGCUCACCUUGCGGUAACCAAUGAGGCCCUCGACGGCUUACUCACCAGGUUCUGGGUCCAGGAAGAGGUUCCUGAGACCUCAGAGGUGCAACUCACCGACGAGGAAGCUCAGUGCGAGGAAUACUUCCGGCGGACGCACACCAGGGACUGCUCCGGACGUUACAUUGUCCGGCUACCGCUCAAGGCUCCGCCUUCAGUGCUUUCGGGAUUCACGAGCGUCCGCGCUCGCCUUCACCGACUGCUCAGGAAGUUCUCCCGUGAUGAGGGAUACCACCAACUCUACGCAGAAUUCCUCAGGGAAUAUGAAGCCCUUGGCCACAUGCGCCGGGUCUCCGGACAGCUCACUCAGGCAGCUCAUCGACAGCGUAUGGGGGAGUGCACCGCUCUCGGGACGACCUUGGCACAUGAAGCUCCGGCUUCAGGAGGGUUGAGGGUCCCGGAUAGCUCGUACUCCGCUCAGGCUGUCACUUCUCCGGAAUAUUUCUUCCCUCACCACGGUGUCGUCCGGACCAGCAGCGAGACGACGAAGCUCAGAGUUGUGUUCAACGGCUCCCAUAAGACCAGCUCGGGGCAGACGCUCAACGAGAUAAUGCAUACCGGAGCCAAACUCCAGAGAGACAUUGCUGAUGUACUGCUCUUCACUCGGCGGUAUCAGCUCAUCUUCAUGACGGACAUCACCAAGAUGUUCCGUCAAAUCGGAGUACAUCAGGAUGAUUGGCCGCUCCAACAGAUACUUUGGGCCGAUGCAAAUGGGGACGUCACCACAUAUCAGCUCACCACUGUCACGUAUGGAAUUAGGUCCGCUCCAUUCCUUUCCAUACGUUUCUUGAACCAGCUCGUGGAAGACGAGGGAAGCAACUAUCCACUCGCCGUGGAGCCGCUCGCGAAAGGGCGAUAUGUGGAUGAUAUUUGCGGAGGUGCUGACUCGGAGGAGGAGUUACCCGAGACCGCUCAUCACGUGACUCAGCUUUGUCAAUCAGGCGGCUUUCCGUUGGCGAAGUGGCACUCCAACAGUGCAGGUCUGCUCAGCGCACUCAGGUCGGACAGCACGUCCCACGAUCAAAAGGUGAUCGAGGACUCGCUCACCAAGAUCCUAGGGGUUUCAUGGCACCCAGGAACGGACAGCUUCACGUUGUCCGUCGCUCGGCCUGAAACCAGCUCCAUCUAA